Molecule: messenger RNA, 1218 nt
Organism: Rhodotorula toruloides NP11
Lineage: Eukaryota; Fungi; Basidiomycota; Microbotryomycetes; Sporidiobolales; Sporidiobolaceae
Exons: 2
Coding region: 1-1218 (405 amino acids)
Source: RefSeq, a predicted model, not a curated record
AUGCCUCUCCAACCCUCAUCAGUUCUUACGCUUCCCGUCGAGCUCCUGCGCCGUAUCGUGGACAUGGCGGUCGACGACGGACGCUGGGAGGACCUCACGACAGUCGAGUCCCUGAUGCGCGUCAGCAGAGCCUUCAACGGCAUAGCGGCGCCGAUCCGCUGGCGGGUCAUCGACCUCUACAAGCGGCGCGAGUACACCGAGGACGAGUUCUUCGACACCUUCUCCGAGCGGACUUGCAGCCUGUUCCGCCGACUCGAGGCGAGCGGGCCGCACUGGAGCGGCGCUCUGUCCGACACGCAGCAGACUACCUACACCAACAUCUACCUUCGCUUGCCGAAGGUGGAAGACAUCGCCUUCUGCGCUGUUGCCGAGGAGGCGAAGAAGCUUGUCUACCCUCGCCUCACGCACUUCUUCGCCGACGCAGGCCUUCCGCGCUACGCCAUGACGCCCAACGAGACCGACAAUCCCAGAAGCAAGAUCGAUUACGACGGACUCGCCCUGCUUGACCCGAUUAGAGUCACUUCCGUCGUUGUGGUCGCAAUCUUCGUUUCCGGCGCUCUCGAGGCGGUUCUGUCCCGCCUCUCGUCCUUCACCGCCAUCGGAGAACUUCAUAUCUCGAUGCAGUUCGGCACGAUCUUUAACUUGAGCAGUCUUGCGGCUGUCCGAUCGCCGCUGCGUGCGCUCACUCUCGACACCGAAGGAUGCGUCAGCAUGUGCCGUACGCUCGUCCAGCUUCUCGCGGCCUAUCAAGACACGAUCGAAUACCUCAAAGUCAGCGCCCUCCUCGUGACCGACCCGAACUGCCCUCGCCCUUCCCUUCCUCGCCUCCGUCACCUCGUCGCCAAAGUUCCUGAACCCGUCGGCUUCGCCUCUCUCUUCACCUCUUCGCCAAUCGAGAUUCUCGACCUCGCCAUCUUGUCACCGUACGGACCGCUUGGCAACUCGCUCGCCGACACGGUUCACCAACUGCGCAAUACCCUCGAGAUCAUCAUGGUCGACGCGCAACUGCUCGGCUCGCCCGCCACCGAUUUCGGCAAUCUGCCCGAGCUAUGGAAGGCUGACGGUAUCGGAUGCAUCAUACCGCUGAAGGAGGACCCCUUCUGGAUGAAGGAGAUUCGCCACUUCGACGAGUUCCAGCGGGCGAAGAAGGUCGGCGGCAUCGGCAUCAUCUCGGACGACAUGUUGCACGGCGGAUGGGAGCUCGUGAGGGAGUACUAG